This is a messenger RNA of Aphidius gifuensis, 2554 nucleotides long. It is a transcript of the gene CysRS, whose product is annotated as cysteine--tRNA ligase, cytoplasmic. Gene Ontology annotation, molecular function: ATP binding; cysteine-tRNA ligase activity. The record is from RefSeq and is a predicted model, not a curated record. The coding region runs from base 215 to 2422 and encodes 735 amino acids. NCBI's taxonomy places the organism in Eukaryota, Metazoa, Arthropoda, Insecta, Hymenoptera, Braconidae. Gene Ontology annotation, biological process: cysteinyl-tRNA aminoacylation. The transcript has 4 exons. Gene Ontology annotation, cellular component: cytoplasm.
UCUCCCCUCUAGCUCAUUUCUCUAGCCUCGAGACGUCACUCGUUUAAUUUAUUUAGUAUUUACAUUCAAAUACCCUGUGUCUAAUAAACAACAAUAUCAACAAUAAACAAAUAUUUAUGUUUAUUAAAAAAUAUUUGUAAACAAUCAAAUUGUGUUAGAUAAAUUACAUCAACAUACGUUAUCAUAGUAAACGUGGCAGAUAAAUUAAUAAAACAUGUCUAAAAGAAACCAGCCAGUUUGGACUCCUCCAGUUAACAAGGAUACUCCUGUUUUGAAGUUAUACAACAGCUUGACUCGACAAAAAGAAGUGUUCAUCCCUCAAUAUGGUAAACGAGUGUUGUGGUACAGCUGUGGACCAACAGUUUAUGAUGCCUCACAUAUGGGUCAUGCCAGGUCUUAUAUAUCGUUUGACAUUCUUCGACGAAUAUUAUCUGAUUAUUUUGGCUAUGAUGUCCUCUACGUCAUGAAUAUAACAGACAUUGAUGAUAAGAUAAUAAAACGAGCCAGACAAAAUCAUCUCUAUGAAGAGUAUCUUAACAAAAAUAUAAAUUUAAAUGACAUUAUUGCUGAUAUUAAAAAUGUCAUGAUAACGUUUCAAUCAACAGUACAAACAACAACAGAUGCUGAUAAAAAAUCAAUGCUGGAGAAGAUGAUUGUUAAAGUUAAACAAGCUGUUGAAGAUCUUGAAGAAUCUGUUAAAUUAAAUGAUGAUGAAAAAAUUAAAGAAUCACAGUUUUUACUUUUGAAAGAAGCCAAGGAUCCCCUGUCUGAUUGGCUAGAUAAAAAAUAUGGUGAUUCUGUUACACAAAAUUCAAUAUUUAAUAAAUUAUCACAGCAUUGGGAAAAUGAAUAUCAUAAAGACAUGGAUGCAUUGAAUGUAAUGAGACCAAAUGUCCUGACAAGAGUCAGUGAAUAUGUGCCAGAAAUUGUUGAUUAUAUUAAAAAAAUAAUUGAAAAUGGUUUAGCUUAUGAGAGCAAUGGCUCAGUUUAUUUUGAUGUUGGUGGUUUUGAUAAAAAAGAAAAACAUCAUUAUGCUAAACUAGUUCCUGAAGCAUAUGGUGAUGCUGCAAGUCUUCAAGAAGGCGAAGGUGAUUUAUGUCUAUCUGAAGAAAGACUAUCAGAAAAACGCUCAGCAAAUGAUUUUGCUCUUUGGAAAACAUCAAAAUCUGGUGAACCAUGGUGGCCAAGUCCUUGGGGCAAUGGCAGACCAGGUUGGCAUAUUGAAUGCUCAGUUAUGGCAUCAGCAAUAUGUGGUGAUAGUCUUGAUAUUCAUACUGGUGGUAUUGACCUAAAAUUUCCACAUCAUGAUAAUGAGCUAGCACAAGCAGAAGCAUAUUUUGAUAAUUCAAAUUGGGUUAAAUAUUUUCUACACUCUGGACAUCUGAAAAUAUCAGGUUGUAAAAUGUCGAAAUCACUUAAGAAUUUUAUUACAAUUCAAGAAGCAUUAAAAAAAUGUUCAGCACGACAAUUGAGACUUGCAUUUUUACUACAUUCAUGGAAAGAUACCUUGGAUUAUAGUGACAAUACCAUAGAAAUGGCUGUGCAGUAUGAAAAAUUUUUAAAUGAAUUUUUCUUGAAUGUUAAAUGUCAAAUAAGAUCAUUAGGAAAUGAAACAACAAUAAAUACAUUCAACAAAUGGUCUGAUGCUGAAUUAGAAUUAAAUAAAAAAUUUUUUGAAGCUAAAGAUUCUGUUCAUGCUGCAUUGUGUGAUAACAUUGAUACAAGAACAGUUUUAGAUAACAUACGUGACUUGGUUGGACACUGCAAUGUCUAUAUAAAAAGUAUCAAGAAUCCUAAUACUUUGCUUCUUCGUGACAUUGCUGUUUAUGUAACAAAAAUGUUUGUAACAUUUGGAGCAAUAUCAUCAUCAAAUGAUGGAAUUGGUUUUCCAAUUGAGGGUGAUAAUAAAAAUGUCAAUCUUGAAGAAACUGUUUUGCCAUAUUUAGAAAUACUUGGACAAUUCAGAGACAAUGUACGUAGUCAUGCUAAAAUUGUCAAAGCAAAUGACAUACUUAAAGAGUGUGAUAAAUUACGUGAUGAUAUAUUGCCAAAUAGUGGAGUUAGACUCGAAGAUGACGACAGUGGAAUGUGUAAAAUAAAAUUAGUUAAUCGUGAAGAAUUGCUAAAAGAACGUGAAGCUAAAAAAAAAGCUGAAGCUGAUAAAAUAGCUGAAAAAGAAAGAAAAAAAGCUGAACUUGCUGCUGCUAAUGCAGCUAAAGAAGCCCAACGUAAAAUACCACCAAGUGAAUUAUUUAAGAUGGAAACUGAUAAAUAUUCAAAAUUUGAUGAUAAAGGUCUACCAACUCAUGAUACUGAGGGGAAAGAAAUCAGCAAAGGACAAAUUAAAAAAUUACAAAAAUUACAACAAGCACAGGAAAAAAAAUAUAAUGAUUAUUUAGCAUCCAUUCAGAAUGGUGCUUGAGUUAAAUGGAAUUUUUUUAUUCCUUUUUUUUACAUUUGUUAUUAACAAAUUGCUCCAUCAAUUAUACAAUUUAUUUGAUAUUAAAAUAAUUUUGAUAAUGUCAAAAAUGCCUUACAUCAAAAUCAAUAAUAA